This is a messenger RNA of Equus caballus (horse), 1399 nucleotides long. RefSeq names its product insulin like growth factor binding protein like 1 (gene IGFBPL1). Gene Ontology annotation, biological process: regulation of signal transduction; regulation of cell growth. Gene Ontology annotation, molecular function: insulin-like growth factor binding. Gene Ontology annotation, cellular component: extracellular region. NCBI's taxonomy places the organism in Eukaryota, Metazoa, Chordata, Mammalia, Perissodactyla, Equidae. The record is from RefSeq and is a predicted model, not a curated record.
AGAGGCUCCGCUGCCGUCCCGGGGCAGGCCAUGCCGCGCUCACCCCGGCUCUUCCCGCUGCUGCUUCUGCUGCUGCCGCCGCUGGCCGCGGGCCUCGGGACCCGCGGCGCCGGCGGCCGGCGCCCCGAGUGCGGUCCGUGCAGUCCCGAGCGCUGUCCGGCGCCCGGGCGCUGCGCGGCGCCCGGGAUCGCGGCGCGCGACGAGUGCGGCUGCUGCGCGCGCUGCCUGGGCCCCGAGGGCGCGCGCUGCGGGGGGCGGGCGGGCGCGCGCUGUGGCCCCGGGCUGGUGUGCGCGAGCCGCGCCGCGGGGACGGCGCCCGAGGGCACCGGGCUCUGCGUGUGCGCGCAGCGCGGCGCCGUCUGCGGUUCCGACGGCCGCUCCUACCCCAGCGUCUGCGCGCUGCGUCUGCGCGCCCAGCACGCGCCCCGCGCGCACCCGGGCCACCUGCACAAGGCGCGCGACGGCCCCUGCGAAUUUGCUCCUGUGGUCGUCCUUCCACCUCGGAGUGUGCACAAUGUCACCGGGACACAGGCACACCUGUCCUGUAAGGUGAGGGCUGUGCCUGCGCCAGUCAUCACCUGGAGGAAGGUCACACAGUCUCCUGAGGGCACCCAGGUGCUGGAGGACCUGCCUGGGGACCACGUCAAUAUAGCUGUCCAGGUACAAGGGGGCCCUUCUGACCACGAGGCCAGGGCCUGGAUUUUGAUCCACCCUCUGAGAAAGGAAGAUGAGGGAGUGUACCAGUGCCAUUCAGCCAACGUGGUUGGGGAGGCCCAGUCCCACGGCACGGUCACAGUCACCGAUCUGAGUAAAUACCAAGCCCCUCGCUUCCCAGCUCCAGGGUCUUAGGAACAUUGAUCACAGGAUGACGGAAAUGAAUUAUUUUGCUUUGUGAAGAGCUGGAAAAACUGUGUUUGUGGAUGACCCCUUUUGUGUGUUUUUAAAAAUUAGAUGCAAACUAGAUUUGUAUGCAGAUGUAGUUUUUAGCAGGGCAAACAUUAGAAAAAUGGGCUACAUGUAGCUUUUUUAUACUUUUGAAAUGAAUUGCUCUGUGAGAGUUCUUUUUGUAACUCCUCCCUCCCAGGGAAGUCGUGUCAUGGUCUAUUUGUAAUUCUGAAGGGCUGGAGCGUGGCAUGUGUCAGCUGGGACUGUUUACCUCGUUUGUCCGUGGCUCACUAGUGGAGCUCUGUGAUGUAGACAGUGUGUAUUGUAGGACGGGGAGGGUCCCGAUGUCCUCUGCCUGCUAUGGUCUCUGACUGCUGUGUGACCUGGACAGGGCCCUCCCCUCUCUGGGCCUUGGUCUCUUCACCUGCGAAUGUGACUGUAGACUGGAUGUUACCCGUGUCCCUUCAAGCCCUGCCAUCCUAGAGUAAGAUGGCCAUAAAAGAUGGGAAAAGUA